AAACUCUACGAAGUGAUCGAGUCCGACCGCCACGUCUACCUCGUGAUGGAAUUCGCUGCAAACGGUGAGCUCUUUGAGUACCUCGCGUCGAACGGUCGAAUGCGUGAGAAGGAUGCCCGCAUCAAAUUCCGCCAAAUCGUUUCCGCUGUGCAAUACUGCCAUCAGAAGAAUAUCGUUCAUCGAGAUCUCAAAGCAGAGAAUUUACUGUUGGAUGCAGACUUUAACAUCAAGCUGGCAGAUUUCGGUUUCUCCAACACUUUCCGAGCCGAUAAGAAACUGGACACCUUUUGUGGCUCCCCGCCUUACGCUGCACCGGAACUUUUCCUGGGCAAGAAGUACAUUGGUCCUGAGGUGGACGUGUGGUCCCUAGGGGUCAUUCUCUACACAAUCGUCGCUGGCUACCUCCCAUUCGACGCCCAGAACCUCCGGGAUCUGCGUGAGAGGGUACUGCGCGGCAAAUAUCGAAUUCCUUUCUUCAUGUCAACCGACUGUGAACUCCUACUCAAGAAGAUGCUCGUUCUCAAUCCCGAGAAGCGCUACUCCCUCCUUGUGAGUUCCUCCUCCUCAAUGGGCGGCCAUGGCCCCUUUCUUUGCAGAGGCGAAUAUUGUAAUGUGAUGGGGGACAAGUGGACAAACAUUGGAAUGGAUGACACUCCCCUUCAGCCCUACCAAGAACCCCCUGCCGACUACAAUGAUCCUGUCAGACUGAGGAAAAUGGAGGAGAUGGGAUUCGCAUUGGAGGAAAUAAAAGACUCCCUGGAGAACAACAAAUUUAACAACGUGACUGCCACGUACUUCCUUCUUGGCACUGAUCGAACCGCUCCGUCCUCUUCAUCCUCUCCCACCGCCGCCACCGCCACCACCACCACCACUGCUGCUACUACCACUGAAAGCAAAGAUGGGGAGAAGAAGGCCACCAUCUCCUUCGGUGUCGCGCCGGCAGCGAGCAAGAGCUCUUCCACGGCUUGCACCAAUUGUGAUUCUUCAGCUGAAGCUCCUGAUACCCCCCAAGUGCUGGUGUCCUCCACUUCUGUGCGUAGGAAGGAUUCGUCGACAACUACACAACGGGCGAAUGGAUCUGCUGGUGUGUCCACCUCAGCAUCGGCAGCUCCUCCAUCCACUGAAAAUAAUUCCACUUCAGAAUCUUCUCCUUCCGCCACUGCCGCCAAAGCCAAACACCCACAACAGCAGAAGUCUGGUUGGCCUCAAAAGAUAGAGGAUACUGCUACAGGAGAUUCAGGAACAGCAACACCUGGAGGAAUGCAUUUUGACAAACCGAAGAUCUCAGCCACAGGUUCUGCUGCUCCUGCAAUCGCGAUGACACGAUUCGAUGCUGCUGCUGCCCUCACGACAACCGCGAAGAAGGAGCGUUCUCCGGCCACUGCCAUCAAAAACAGUUCAACUAGUACUGGCGUCCGGCGGACUCGGACCUUCACUUCUGCGGACAAGAGGCGUAGUGCAGCUGGUAUUGCUGCAAGUGAUAACGACUCCUCAAAAGCCCUUGUUCGAGCUCCUAACAUGGAUAACAUUGUCGAUGAGAUUGAUAGCGUCCUGCUAGAGGAGGUAGUGCUUCAAGUGGAUGAAGAUGCGUCUGGAGUUGACAAGCACGAUUCUGGCAGCGGUUUGGACGUGCUGGUUGACGGAGGAGGAGGAGGAGGAGGAAAGCAUCCCUUCUCAACUACUCGUCCCGCUGGUUCUGCUGAAAUUCGUCGUCUCACCUCCACCAAUGUCACAGCCACCCUUCCCAGCCAAUCUUCUCGUGACAGCGCCUCUAACACCCUCAAACGCCACGAUUCCUUGACGAAUCAUGAGGGGGAUUGUCAUGACGAGUUGAGUGCUAUCAGCGAUAGCUGUGCUGCCGUCGGUGGGAAAGUCAAUCGGGAGACGACAGGAUCGGCUCUUUUCUGUGGGAGUAUGUCGAGGAAGAAGGACCGGGAGAACAAGAAGUUGCCACAGCAAUCAACAAUUCGUUUUGAAGCGGCGGACACAGUGCUCUCCGGAGCCCCACCCAACACCGUUCCGGCCUUCAUGCGAGGUGCGCCCGAUCGGUCCACAGCGCCACCUUCCCGCGUCACUCGCGAUCGCAAAGCCGCCGCCGCUCUCGAACCCGCGCUGGAACAUUCUCAGCGAUUCCGCCCUCCUAACACUCCUCUUCAACGGCAGUCUACUGAAGAUAGUCAUGAUGUUGAUGAUGAUGAUGGUGGUGGUGGUGAUGGGACGGCUGAAUCGCCAGUCCGGGUGACAACGAAACCAACUGAGUACCAUUCCGCCGCCUCCUCGUUCUCUUUUCUCCGAUCUGUCUCCUCUCGACUCAGCAAAAGCUUCCAUCGCAAAAGAAAUCGCUCGCAUUCGAGGGCAACACCAAGUCGAGGUCCACCAGCGGGUAACGGCGUAGACGAGGCCUUCGCCUCCUCCGGGAGACAGGUUUCAGUAGCCGAUGGCUCUCCUUUGCCUGCCCACCAGAGAGCGCAUUCUACCGCUGAGAGGAAACAUCACCACAACACCACCGGCAAUGCUGUCUCUGUGGAUGAUCCCUGGAGUCCCAUGCUGCCUGAGCGUGGCCGACUUGAAGAUUUGAACAACAGUUUGGAGCCCCUGCUACCUGCCUGCUUUGACAAGAAACCUCGUAAUAUUUCCAUUUUUUCGGGCACUUGGCGGAAAGCAGCGGCUUCGUCUCACCAUUCCUCCUCCACGACCUCCCAAUCAGAAAACACCUCCAACACAGAUACCACCAAUGCGUCCCUCUUUGGAUCCAAUCCGGACCGGCUGAUGAAUCAGUUGAUUUCCGCGCUCAACACCUCACGCAUCCACUUUGCCCGACCUGGAAAGUAUCUCCUUCAGUUUGUCUUUUCUCCACCACCCUCUGCCGGCUGCAAUUCAACCUCUGCUGCUGUUGCUGGCCCCACAUUGGAACUCACAGGUGGAAAAGUGCGUCAGAGGGUACGAGUGAUGGCUGAAGUGUGCCAUGUCUUUGGGACAUCCUCCUACGUAACACGUUUCAAACACCUCUCCCCAAACAAUACUCCCACAUCUUCAACAGACGAUUUUAAAGCCGUCACUCAGAGUCUCGUUCGUCUCGUACGAACCUCCUCCCCUUCCACUUAG
Messenger RNA from Rodentolepis nana, 3105 nucleotides. Lineage: Eukaryota; Metazoa; Platyhelminthes; Cestoda; Cyclophyllidea; Hymenolepididae. The record is from the annotation of a GenBank genome assembly.